AAUCCGAAUCAGAGCGUGGGAGAGGAUGGAUGGGAAAUCAGAAGAAACAAAACCACCGGGAAAGCACAAGUCAAACCAGUUGAAAUUCCUCCCUCCAAAUUACGAUAUAUCUCUCUCCCCUCCUCUCACUCACGCAUUCCCAAGUCUUCCCCUUCGCAAUCAACUCCCCCUCUUACUACUUACUUACGCAUACCGCUCUCGGAUAUUUUUCCUUCUCUGCUUCUUUCCGGAUUCCCCGCUUUCCAUCCUGGUGUUCCCAAACUACGAUGCCACAGGUGGAUUUAGAAACACUCGUUUCAGCAUGCGCUGGUGGAUCCAGCUGCGACCGCAAGAUCGCCUGUGAGACACUCGCCGACCACGAUGACCCCUCCUGCGAAGCUGAUCAGCCUCAGCGCAACCCUGAUUCGCCGCCCGAAGCAAUCUGGCUGUCCAGAGAUGAGGAGUACGACUGGUGGGACCGGAACGCUGUCUAUGAGCGGAAGGAAUCCACCAAGGGCAACUCCAAUUCCACCAACUUGAACCCCAAUCCCAACUCCAAUUCUCAGCGCUUCUCUUCCAGUUUUGCGUCCAAGGCUUCCAUCAUUGGAUUGCCUAAGCCUCAGAAAACGUCUUUAUACGUGGACGCCAAGAACCGCCGAAGCCACAAGCCGGGCAACGUAAGAUUGUUUCCGAAACGGAGUGCAUCGGUUGGAAAAUCGGAAUCAGCGGUGAUCGAACCGUCGUCGCCCAAGGUGUCCUGUAUGGGAAGAGUGAAAUCCAAGAGGGAUCGGAACCGCAGGUUUAGGAAUCGCCAAAGGCCUUCCUCUGAAACAGCCGCAGCGCAGGAAAAACCGGCCUGGAGCGGGAAGCGAAAAUAUGGAUUCUUGGAACGUUUCCGGGCUAUCUUCCGCUCCAAUCGCAAAGACAAUCCGGUCCAGAAGUCCGAUCUUAAACAGGUGGAUUUGUCUCCGCGAAGCGAGAGCAAGAACACAGAGUCGCGCGAUAAGACGGCAAGCGGUCAAGAGGCAUCGUUGGCGGAGGGGAUCCCAAGAAAGAGUGCAUCGGAGAGUGAACCCCCCGGUUUGGGCGGGAUGAUGCGGUUCGCGUCAGGGAGGCGGUCUGAGUCUUGGGGAUUGGGUGGUUCUGAAAUCCACGCCACAUAUGACUGGCCACGGUAACUACUCCGGCGACCGCUACGGGUGGGCCAGCUGGCGCAAGAAGUUGGUGCAUUGCGCGGGCCACGACUCAUUUUGCGGGCCCAACUCAUUUUAAACAGUCAUUGCAGUGACGUGGCACAUUGAAUAACGGUAUAAACUGUUUUCCAUUUCCCGCUACAAGGUGAAUUUUUAAGCUUUCUACUGUCUUACAAUUUGCAUUUUUUUUUUCCCUCCUCUGGCCACACCAAACAGCGCUCCUUAUUUUACUCCCUCUGUUUCUGCGAUGAAGUUUUGUAAAUACAAACGAGUGUUUUUGAAGUGGGCAGUUGUAAAUUUUCUGUGGGCAGUUUCAUUGAUAAGGACCACCCUUCAUACUGUGCUUGCC
This is a messenger RNA of Neltuma alba, 1521 nucleotides long. RefSeq lists its product as uncharacterized. NCBI's taxonomy places the organism in Eukaryota, Viridiplantae, Streptophyta, Magnoliopsida, Fabales, Fabaceae. The coding region runs from base 267 to 1157 and encodes 296 amino acids. The record is from RefSeq and is a predicted model, not a curated record. The transcript has a single exon.